AUGUGGAGAAUCGGCUGGAUAGGAGACAGAGAAUUGCACGAAACAAAAGUGAAGAUCGGAGAAAGAUCUUUCACCGUUAAACAGAUCAUUGAUGCAACGAAAAAAUUUAGCCCCACGAGGGAGCUUGGUAGGGGGCGUUCUGGGAUAGUAUACAAGGCUGAACUGCCAGAUCUUACUGUAGCAGUGAAGAAGCUUGACUCAAAAUCAAAAGCAGUCUAUGAAAUAGCAAGCGAAGUUUAUGCAAAGAAGGUCUUGGACUUGAAACAUGACAACCUUGUCAAAUUGCUUUCUACUUAUUCCAAAAAGCGCCUACAUUUGCUAAUCUACGAACAUAUGGAACUUGGCUCACUUGGAAAAGUUUUAUUUAAUCCAAACUCUACAGUGCAACUUGAGUGGCCGAAAAGAUUUACUAUCUGCCGGGGUGUAGCAAAGGGUCUGAAGUAUCUACAUGAAAGGAAACCACAAAUAAUUCACAGAAACAUGAAAACCAAUAAUAUUCUGCUCGAUGCAAGUUUUAAUCCAAAAAUAUCUGACUUUGGAUUGGCGAAGCUUUACGAGGAGGAAAAUCCAUAUAUUGGGAUUGAAGCAAGAAAAGAUCUGUAA
This is a messenger RNA of Dovyalis caffra, 603 nucleotides long. The record is from the annotation of a GenBank genome assembly. NCBI's taxonomy places the organism in Eukaryota, Viridiplantae, Streptophyta, Magnoliopsida, Malpighiales, Salicaceae.